GCGGGAGGAGCAGCAGAGGUGCUUGGACGAGCUCCAGAGACUAAGGGAAUGGCGGGAAGAUUUGGGACCUGACGCAGCCACAACUGCCAAUUCAGCUUCUCAAUCUCAUCUUUCCACGUCAUCUGCCACGUCAGCCACCGUUACCACCAUCUCCACCACCACUAUCACCGCACGUUCCAAGAACCUGCCGUUACUCCAUUCUUCCAGCGCAGAGAUUCGAACUCCGGCCUCCAACGCCCAACAGGCCAAGCUGCUGCUGCCACAGUCUGCCAGUGCCGCUGCUGCAACGGAUAGAGGGCCGGUGCUGCCACUGCUGAGUGGCAGAUUCCACCGAGAUACUCGGCCGCAUUCACAGGGGGCAACAACAGCGUCAGCAGCUGCAGAAGAACUACCCUCUGUGCGACGGCUGCUGAGUCACACAUACAGAACUCCCAACCUCAACCCUAAUGCCGCCUGCGCCGAGAAUGAGACGAGCGUUGCCGCCCUCAGAGCCCACCUGGCGGCCAAGGCGGUGCAGCUGAGAGCCACUCAAGUGCAGAUCGAGGAGAUGCAGCGCACCGUGGGCCGAGUGAACUACCAGAAGUUUCUCCUGGACUAUGCUCUCUCAGAGACCACUGUUGACUGGAAUGACCGGCUGCUGCCGCCACAGAGGAUGGAGGAUGCACGUCGGGCUAUAGCUAGCUGCACUGCCAAUGGUGUUGUUGUCACGUCAAAGAAACUGCAACUCUGGAAGGGCUAUGCAUGUGAUGCAUCGGAUGAUGACAUCUACUCAUUCCUAGAGUACGACCCCAAUAGGCUGUGCCCGGAUGACUGGAUGGCGACCCAGGCGCUCAUAUUCACCCACAACUGCUUCUCCCUGCCCAAGCGCCGCUGCAUGGCGCGCACUAAUCAAAGGUGGACCGAGCCCCUGCCCUUCCCAGCGUCUCUCUUCACGCAGUCUGCGCUAAAGGACGAGAACGUGCGGUGGAGCCUGCACUCCUGCAAGUCCUUUCCCUGCCUCAACACGCGUGUGGUGGGGGACUGUCGCAACUGCUUCAACCUCACUCUUGAGAAGAACCGAUGGCAGCGGGGGUUCCGAGGGUCUCUGCCCAUUCCCGUUGUCGUCAGAAUGAAGCGAGGGUCGUUGAGACUCGGGCUAGACGCGGGAGGAGGCUCGGGGACGUUUGCAGCGCACAUGGCGCUAUACAACGUGACGAUUCUCACGACAGCGAUGAAUGUGGAGACGGUGGCAGGGCGCACAGGCGGACUGCCUUACAUGGAAACUCUGGCUCACCGCGGGCUCAUUCCCCUCUGGUUACCACACAAGGCACGCUUGCCUCUCUUUGACAACACACUAGACCUCGUUCACUGCGUCAACAGCAUCAAGUAUCUGCCAGUGUUGGAAUUCGAGGAGCUCAUAUUCGAGUGGGACAGGGUUCUUCGAGUCGGUGGAGUCAUGUGGUUUGAAAUGUUCUACGCGCCUCUUGAUGAAAUGCCACUCUAUAUCGCAAUAAUCGAGCAGCUACAGUACAAGAAGCUACAUUGGAACAUUACUCCUAAGCCCGACAGUGGCGAGCGGAAGGGAAUGCAUGUCUAUUUGAACUGUGUUAUCGAGAAACCUGUGCGACGAGACAGAUAA
Molecule: messenger RNA, 1618 nt
Organism: Closterium sp. Naga37s-1
Lineage: Eukaryota; Viridiplantae; Streptophyta; Zygnematophyceae; Desmidiales; Closteriaceae
Source: the annotation of a GenBank genome assembly